Oreochromis aureus is the source of this 4469-nucleotide messenger RNA. RefSeq lists its product as uncharacterized. The record is from RefSeq and is a predicted model, not a curated record. The coding region runs from base 158 to 1024 and encodes 288 amino acids. Lineage: Eukaryota; Metazoa; Chordata; Actinopteri; Cichliformes; Cichlidae. The transcript is spliced from 4 exons.
GCUUAGAGGGAACAUUGGUCACGUGGACUGGAGGACUUGCUCAUUUCACAGCUGUUAUAGCACUGAGAUAUCAAGCUGAAUUUCAAAGAGACUGUGAUACUCGGUGUAAUUUUACAGGUCAGAAGCUGCAGCCUCAGCAGGCACUUAACUGCUCAAGAUGUUGAAAAAACUCCUGCAAUAUGUUCGUACUGAAAAAAUCGGUCUCCUCGCUACAGUCGUCGGGAUGAUCACUGUCACUAUUUAUCUGCAGACUAAGACGUGCCCUUGCACAGGGCGCACUUUUGAAUGCAAUGAAAUCAUCGUCGUGCCUGUUUUUUUAGUGUUUUUCCUGGUGCUCCUGAUGGACCAGACAUUUCGGAGCACCGCGAAACAUCCAUCCACGUUUUUGUGCCUUGUAGUCAAGCGCGUAAUCAGAGCGUUUCUAAUCAGUCUGCUGUGGAUUGUAGCAUUGUUGAUUUUCACAGACUGGUAUGGUUGCUGUAACAUUGAUGAAAACACGAGCAAGCUGUUCUGCAAAUCCAGGGCCCUCACAACUGAACAACAAGCUCGAAAAGCUGAAGUGGAAAUCAAGUCAAGGCUUACUGCUUACUCUGUGCUCCUGGGCAUGACUGUUGUAGCUUUCUUCAUGACUUGGAGUGGAUGGAGAAAAUGGUUUAUAAAAAAAUACAGUUGGUGCAACAAGAAAACGUUUUACUACAAACUGAUUUUGGAAGAAGAGAAAAAAGUUCUGGAGGAGCUUUUGAGGAAAGAAGCAAAUGAGACUUUGACUAAAGAAAUUAUGAGCAACAUAAAAAAGAAAGACUGGGACGGCUGUUUUAAUGUUGCUCAACAAAUGAUCAAUAAAGCAAAACAUCAAAAACCAGAAGCAACCAACCAGCAGAUCAACUGGAUCAGUGAGGGGAGCUCCAACAGAGGGGGACAGCAUCAUCAAGCAGCAGCACAUCAGCAGGCACAAAACUAUGAACUUGAUGCUGUGGCACAAGAAAACAAAGACACCAUGCCGUUAUUUGACGAAUCUGCCUGAAAGAGCAUCGAGGUACGCAGCUCCAGAAACAACGCAAGUGACCACAGACAAGUUAUACACCUUGACAGGCGACGUGAGGUAUAGAGGGAAAGAGAGGUCGGAUAAAAGGUCUUAAUAUCCACCCUUAUGUGAUUAUAAAUGGAUUGGGAUGAAUCUGUAAGAGUUUUUGGAAAGGGAAGCAGGAGACUGUUGUUGUAGAGUGGAUUGAGGAGAAAGGAGACUGAAGCUGGGGGUUUUUUUGGUUUUUUAAAAUUACUAUGCCAACUCCUUUUAGUUUUGUAAAUAUUGGCUAUAUUGUAUGGAGAGGUCUUAUUUUAUUCUUACUUUACUUUGCAAAUUUAUUUGAAUUAGGCUAUCCAAUUAGGAUAAAUUUCAUGUUGUUGGUUGUAAAGAUCUGGAUGGAUAUUUUAUUCUUUAUUUUAUUUUUUGAUUCUAUUUUUCAGUUUUAUUUUUUCAAGACUUGGUAAAUUGACUUUUAUUUUUAUAACUUGGUCUACAUUUUUAGUUUUGGUUAAUAUUGGCAAUAGUGAGAAGUGUCAUUGUUAGGUUCGAAUAUAUUUGAUAUAGGCCAUCUAUAUACCAAAUUUCCCCUUGUGGGACAAUUAAAGGAUUAUUCAUCUAAUUAAAGUAAAUGUCAUUUGUUAAUUCAUUUCGAUCAUGUAAACAAUAUACAGCUACAUUUAGCAAAGAAAAUAAGAGAGGGAGAAAAAAAAUACUAUACAAAAUAAAGUUAAUACAUUUCAAUAUUGCUUCUGUCCUGAUUCAGUUACAUGUUGAAAAGGAGUGGGAAGAAGUACACACUUAUUUAAUCCCACCCCUUUGCCAUAAGUUAUCAGUCAAUACUUAGUCAGCUUCCUUACUGAUAUAAUCCGUAAGAAAAAUAGCAAACAGAUUUCUGAUAUAAUAUAUACUAUAUACUAUAUUAUCACAUCAUGAAAUUUUCUAAAUAGAGACAUUCACUGAAUUUCAACAUUUUCCCUUUCUUUAUAGUUCAAGAACAUCAUAUCUUUAUAACUCUUUUAGAACUGUUUUAUGUUUGGACGUUGCUUUAAUUCCAUAUUCAGACUGUUCCACAGUUUCACUCCAUGCACAGAAACACAAAAGCUUUUUCUUGUAGUAUGGACCUUCCCUGUUUUGAAGUUACAAAAACCCCUUAAGUUAUAACUUAUUUCUUUAAAAAAAAAAAAAAACAUACUCAGAAUAUUACCGGGCAGGUCCUAAUUUUUUGCUUUGAAUAAAAUUUGUGCUGUUUGGAAUUUCACUAAAUCAGCAAAUUUCAAUAUUUCAGACUGCAAAAAUAGAGAGUUUGUAUGUUCCCAAUAACCUGCAGUGUGGAUGAUUCGAACUGCUUUUUUUUGAAGGGUAAAAAGUGAAUGUAAUGUGGUUUUAUAGUUGUUGCCCCAGACCUCUGCACAAUAGCUUAAGUAUGGUGAAACCAGUGAACAGUAGAGAAUAUGAAGUGAUGUUCUGUCGAAUACCUGCUUUGCCUUGUUUAGUACUGCAAUGCUUCAUGACACUUUGGAAUGAAUAUAUCUUACGUGAGCUCUCUGGUUAAGUUUUUCAUCUAUUAUUACCCCCAGAAAUCUAUUUUCACUGACUCUUUCAAUAUCAACACCAUUUAUUUGAAUCUUUGCAUUUGUAUUUAAACUACUAUUUCCAAAUAACAUAAGUUUAGAUUUAUUCAAAUUUAAUGAUAAUUUGUUUUUAUCAAGCCAGAACUUCACUUUACUUAUUUCAUUAGUCAUAUCCUCCAAUAAAUUCUGCAGAUCAUCACCAGAGCAAAAAAUGUUUGUAUCGUCAGCAAAGAGAACCAUUUUUAAUACUUUGGACACUUUACAGAUGGCGGUAAUGUAUAAGUUGAAGAAUGUUCAACCCAAAACUGACCCUUGGGAUACACCACAAGCAAUGUCCAUACAUAAGGAGCAACCACCAUUUAUUUUCACAAACUGCUUUCUGUCACUUAAAUAACUCCGGAACCAAUCUAAAGCUACCCCUCUGACACCAUAACGUUCCAGUUUUCUUAUUAAUAUAUCAUGAUCUAUAGUGUCAAAUGCCUUUGUCAAGUCUACCACAUAUUGCUUUUUGUCUAUGGAAUUUGUGAUGUAUUCUAUUGAAUCUAAUAAUGCCAAUGAUGUUGAUCUGCUUGAUCUGAAUCCGUACUGACUCUCGGUGAGUAGUUUAUGUUUAUCUAUAAAUUUUUCCAGUCGGUUGUUAAACAGUUUUUCAAUAAUUUUUGAGAAUUGAGGUAGUAAAGAGACAGGCCUGUAGUUUGUGAAAUGGUGUUUGUUGCCAGAUUUGUAUAGAGGUAUAACUUUUGCUGUUUUCAUUCUGUCUGCAAAUUGACCAGUUUGAAGUGAUAAAUUACAGAUGUAUGUAAACGAUUUUAUAACAGCCUCAAUGACUCUUUUAAUCACUAUCAUAUCAAUAUCAUUACAAUCCAAAGAUUUUUGAUUUUUACAUUUUUUAACAAUUUCAAAAAUUUCAUUUUCAUCAACGGCUGUGAGAAACAGAAUAUGGAUCUCUGUCUAUCAGUGUAUCCGGUUUUUCCUGUGCUUUCCCAGGAUCAGUGAUUGUUCUUGCUAAAUUUGGUCCAGCAGUUACAAAGAAUUCAUUGAGACUAUUUGCCACAACAUCCAUAUUGUAUUCUUCAUGGUUAUUAUCAAUGAAAUACUUGGGAUAGUUCUUUGGUCCAGCCCCACGUUUUAUAACACUGUUCAUUAUUUCCCAUUAUCUUUUAAUAUUAUUUCUAUUUUUAUAUCUAAUUUCUUCAUAUAGUAUUCCUUUUUACUAAAUCUAAGUAUAUUAGUUAACCAAUUUUAAUAUCUUUUGUAUCUGAUUUCAGCAUCUUUAGUUCUCUUUCUUAAGAAAUCUCUGUAUAGACCAUUUUUCUUUAUACAUGCAUUUAGCAGACCUUUUGUUAUCCAAGGACAGUCCAUUGAGUUUGUUUCCUACUAUAUUGCUUUAUUGGACAGUUGGUAUUGUACAGUAAUGUAAAUAUUCUAAGGAAUUCAUUAUACGCACUAUUAACGUCCUGUUCCUGAUAUACUUCACCUCAGUUCUCUUUCAGUAAAUCUGUUUUAAAUGCAUUCAUUUUUUCUUCUGUUCUUAUUCGCCUGUACUCUUUUUUACUGUCCAUUUUAUUGAUCUUGUAAUUCCUAUCAUAGAUUGUAAAAAUUGGAAGAUGGUCACUUAUGUCAUUAAUCAGGAGUCCACUUACAGUCUUAUUUUCAAUGUCAUUUGUAAAAAUGUUGUCUAUGAGAGUUGCACAAUGUGAUGUGAUCCUGGUGGGUCUAGUAAUUUUAGGGAAUAGGUUCAUACAGUACAUUGUGUUUAUAAAUUCCUCAGUGGUUUUAUGUUUAUUUGGGUUUAGCAAAUCAAUAUUGAAGUCUCCACAAAUGAAAACUUUUUUGUGAGCUAUUUCAAUAAAUGCUUCUUCUAUCCAGUC